Messenger RNA from Alosa alosa (allis shad), 2707 nucleotides. RefSeq names its product ankyrin repeat and SOCS box containing 14b (gene asb14b). The record is from RefSeq and is a predicted model, not a curated record. Bases 672 to 2429 code for a protein of 585 amino acids. NCBI's taxonomy places the organism in Eukaryota, Metazoa, Chordata, Actinopteri, Clupeiformes, Clupeidae. Gene Ontology annotation, molecular function: protein binding. Gene Ontology annotation, biological process: intracellular signal transduction. The transcript is spliced from 9 exons. Gene Ontology annotation, cellular component: nucleus; cytoplasm.
AUUGUGCCAUAUUUCUGUAAUGAUUAGACCACUGCAUGCUGUAUGUUUACAGUGAGGACACCUUAACCGUUAGCCAGUAUAGCCGUAAAAAUAGUUUCUCAGUGGCAAGUGCGCAGAUCAUGCCAAGUCUCAGUAAUGUUUAAGCGAGUGAUCUGUAAGUAUCGAGCUUAAUGCCUAGAUCUCAUGAACUGCCAUGUAAAGCAAGUGUAAUUAUUUUCAGGAAAAAUGACCAUGGGAAGGUUUGUGGCAAUUUUUGAUUUGAUAUUUUUUAAUUCCUUGGUAUUUUUUAGACAAAUGUACUUGAUAUAUUUGACUCCAUGUUGUGCCCAUGGAUUGCAAGAAGUCGUAACAUUCCUGUAAUUCAAACCAACAGUGGAGAGACUAGAGCACUAUUUUCAGCUGACGCAUACUGUCAACAUCCAACAUGUUUAUCCAUUGCAUUUCCACACAAGCAGUUCACAGCUUAAGAGCAUAUUCCUUUUUGACACUGUCUACACAUCAGACUAACCACACUGUUUCUUUAGUUAUCACACAUUUGCCCAACCCGAAGGUAAAAUGCAUGCAUGUGUGAAUUAGAUGGCAACAACUUCAAAGGAUCCAAGCUCCUGUUUCACUAGUUUAAGAAAGAGCAUUCUCUAUCUAAUCAUCAUUUGCAUGCUAAACAGAGAAGCAUGGAGGCGGACUUGGCAGGAUCUGAUGAGGACUGGGACGGGGACGAGGAUGAGGACACUCAGUACAUGAUUGAACAGAGUCUCUUGCAGUACAACAAGCGAUGUGGUUCAAAGUCCAAUGAGCCUGAGGAUACCAUUGACGUUGAUGAAAUCUUAACAGUUAUAAGAACAGGUGAUGAGGAGGCCCUCAGAAGACUUGUCCAGUGCCGGGAAGCUUUGUCCAAGGCAGACAGUAGGGGCUGGCUGCCAAUCCAUGAGGCAGCGGCCCAGGAGAAGAAGAGCAUUUUGGAGAUCAUUUAUGCAGCGUCCUUCCAAGGAGCUGGAGAAAGUCGGACACCAACUGGAGAGACUCCGCUCUUCUUCAGCGUGGUGUACGGGCACUCGAGGAAUACUAUGUUCCUGCUACAGAAUGGCUGCAACCCUGACAGCCAGAAUGAAGAUGGGGACUCUCCCCUGGUUGCAGCUAUAAAGAAUGAACAGUAUGACAUGGCUGCUCUCCUCCUUCACUACGAUGCCAAAGUGGACCAAAGAGGGGCCCUCCAGAGAACCGCUCUCCACGAGGCUUCCCUCCUGGCUUUGCCGAACUAUGUUUACCUUCUCCUGCAGUCAGGAGCAGACCCCAACGCCUGUGAUGCUGGUGAACGCACCCCCCUGGGAUUGGCUGCUCAAGCAGGCCACCUGAAUAUUGUUGAAAUUCUACUCCAGGGAGGGGCUAGGGUUUCAUCCGAGUCAGCCAACUCUGGCUCCAUAUUGUUUGAGGCAGCUGCCUCUGGUAAUCCAGACGUUGUAGCUGUACUGCUGGAUUACGGCGCUGACCCCAAUGUACCCAUGCAUACAGGCCACCUACCCAUCCACAGGGUGGCUUACAGAGGACAUAUUCUAGCUCUGGAGCAGUUAAUCCCAGUGACCAAACUGGAGGCUGUGACCAUGAGUGGCAUGAGCCCUCUGCACUCUGCGGCGGCCGGCGGGCACCCCCAGUGCCUGGAGCUGCUCAUCGGCGCGGGCUACGACGCCAACUUCAUGCUGCACCCCAAGGUGCGGCGCAACUACGAGGAUGAGCGACGGUCGGCACUGUACUUCGCUGUGUUCAACAACGACCUCCGGUCGACACGGCUGCUGCUGGAUGCGGGCGCCAUGCCCAACCAGGACCCCGUCAACUGCCUCCAAGUGGCACUGCGCCAGGGCAACUACGAGCUCAUCAACAUGCUGCUGCGCUACGGCGCCAACGUCAACUACUACUCGCGCAUCAACACCACGCACUUCCCCUCGGCUCUGCAGUACGCUCUCAAGGACGAGGUGAUGCUGCGCAUGCUGCUCAACUAUGGGUACGAUGUGCAGCGAUGUUUCGACUGUCCCUACGGCAAUGGGCCCCACGUGCCUUCUGACUACGAAGGCUGGAGCGCCUCAGUUAUAAAAGACAUGGUGUUUUGUGAGGUGAUAACUGUGUACUGGCUGAAGCACUUAUCAGGGCAGGUGGUCCGCAUCAUGCUGGAUUACGUUGACCAUGUCACCCUCUGCUCCAAACUGAAAGCCGUUCUAAUGGAACAAAAACAGUGGGACGAUAUUUGCCAAAUCCAAGCAAAUGUACGCAGCCUGAAGCACUUGUGUCGUCUGAGCAUCCGUGAGCGGUUGCGGAGCCUACGUCUGAAGUCACCGGUGUUUUUAAGCUACCUGCCUUUACCAAACAGGCUGAAGGACUACCUCCGCUUUAAAGAGUAUGAUGUAUAUGGCAAAGGCAGUAUAUCAGAAGAGAGGUGAUUGGUCAUAAACCUAUACAUUUGCUGAUUCAAAAUGACCUGCUAGUUUAUUCUUUGAUACUUUGUGAAAGUGUGAUACUCAAUCAUUGUUUGCUUCAUGUAAUAUUGUUAUUCAUUGUUGUUUUUGUGGCGAUCAAUUAAUUAUCUUACUCAAGAAAAGGGGGGGGGGUACAACUUAAAAGUCAAAAGUUCACAAAUGUAGGGUUAAUACAGCCAUCAGCAAAAUGAGACCUUUCAGUGAUUUACACAUUCAGGUGGCAAUAAAACAGAAUUAAUCUA